Argentina anserina (silverweed cinquefoil) is the source of this 725-nucleotide messenger RNA. RefSeq names its product MYB-like transcription factor ETC3. The transcript has 3 exons. Gene Ontology annotation, biological process: regulation of DNA-templated transcription; cell differentiation. The coding region runs from base 290 to 625 and encodes 111 amino acids. Lineage: Eukaryota; Viridiplantae; Streptophyta; Magnoliopsida; Rosales; Rosaceae. Gene Ontology annotation, molecular function: transcription cis-regulatory region binding. Gene Ontology annotation, cellular component: nucleus. The record is from RefSeq and is a predicted model, not a curated record.
GCAAGCUCUUCUCUCAAUGAGAGAGGUACCAUUUAAACCAACCCUGUUUUUUUCUCUCUAGGAAAACAUAUUCCUCUAGGGAAACUAUUUAAAUCACCAAUCUUCCCUUGUUAAUCUUAUCCCUCUUCAAAAAUUCUACUUGGGUUCCUCUCCCUCCCUCCCUCUCUCUCUCUCUCUCUCUCUCUCUCUCUCUCGCUCUCUCUCUCUCUCAUCUCUCCCUCUGUUCAUUCUCAAAUUUGACCAACUGUGCUGCGAAAGUCCUUUGUGGAUAAAAUUAAAGCUUCCAGCUAUGGACGUCAAACGCCGCAGAAAACAAGCCAAGACUAGCAGCAGUUCCUUCUCUGAAGAGGUAAGCAGCAUCGAGUGGGAGUUCAUACGCAUGACGGAACAAGAAGAAGAUCUCAUUUGUAGAAUGUACAAGCUCGUCGGAGACAGGUGGGGACUAAUAGCCGGGAGGCUUCCGGGCCGGAAAGCAGAAGAAAUAGAGAGGUUCUGGUUAAUGAGACAUGGAGAAGUAUUUGCGAGCAGACGAACAGAGCAGGAGAAGUACCAGCAACCCCAGCAGCUUUGUAGUAUUAAUAACAAGAAUAAGUCUACCAGGAAUAGUAGGAGAUACAAUUUCUGAUUCUGAUCUAUGAUCAUCAUUUUCUAAUGUAUUAAACAGUAGGACUUAGAACCAGUUCAAAGAAAUUUAAUUUGAAAUUCAUGUAUCUUUUCCUUUUUGA